CACCCAAUUGUAUAAAGCUUGGUUAAAUUAACCCUGGGUUAAACUCUAACCUUUGGUUAUCUUUAACCAAAUCUGGUUAGCUAACCAGUUUGGUUAACCAAUUGUAUAAACCAAGAUAACCAAAUGGUUAGUUAACCAAAUUGGUUAAAAUUAACCACUGGUUAAUUUUAACCAAUCCGUCCCGUCAUGCGGUAUUUUGGUGGUUCCGGUGACGUUAUUUUCGCGGAAUUUGUCAAAGCAGAAGACAAAACAAAAACAUUGAACCUCCAGCCUCCAAGAAACCUAGAGUCAGGGCCAAAAACUUUUCUAUGUCGGAGGUGGAGGUGUUAAAGACCGCAGUUACAGAUAACUUCAGUACAAUUUCAGCAAAACACUGCAAUGGAACAGGUGGAAUCACAAAGAAAAUUCAAGACAAAGCCUGGGCGACCAUCUGUGAAAAGGUAAACAGUGUCGGAAAUGCGAAGCGGUCCGUCGCUGAAGUGAAGGAAAAGUGGCGUAACCUCACUAAAAAGGCAAAAACUGAGACCACCAUGCAGAAAGUGUCCAUGCAGAAAACCGGGGGUGGACCACCAGCACCAUUGCCUGAUCCACUCCUGGAUGAUAUUGCUGGAUUGUUCUGUUCUUCAGCCUCCUUUCACGGGAUACCUGGAGCUACUGACUGUGAAACUGUCACGAUAAGUUUACGUCUAGAUGAAGAGGAUGCAUAUGCAGAUGAAAUUCCUAGUAUGGUUAUUAAUGCUGGAGAGUUGCAGAAAGUAGAUGAAAUAUCAUCAGCAGCAAAUUCAGCAGCACCAAUUCAAGGCAGCAGGGCUUCAGCAGCACCAUGUCCAAGCAGCAGUACUUCAGAAAGAGUAUCAUCAGCAGCACCAAUUCAAGGCAGCAGGGCUUCAGCAGCACCAUGUCCAAGCAGCAGUACUUCAGAUAGAGAGCCCCUUGUUUGUGACAAGUCUUCAAAACCUCAAAAUGAACUAGUCAACCAUUUCACAAAAAUGCCACAGAAAAGUCUUAAAGAGCUACAAAUGGAGUUCUACACAGUCUCUAUACAAAAUGAGAGGGAAAAGUUCAAACUCAUACAAGAACAGACAGCCUUAUGCAGAGAACUUAGAGAGAACAUUCCGAAGUUGUCCUUAGUCUUGGAUGCAUUGUGUACAAAAAAAGAUGAAGAGUGACUUUUAUAUUGACUUGAAUACAUUGUUUACUUGUUUGACAAUUUAAAUUUUAUCUGUACUUGUUUCAGUAUAAGCUGAAGUGCUCAACAUAAAUAAAAAUCUGCUGUAAUCAGAUA
Molecule: messenger RNA, 1285 nt
Organism: Mercenaria mercenaria
Lineage: Eukaryota; Metazoa; Mollusca; Bivalvia; Venerida; Veneridae
Exons: 7
Coding region: 309-1169 (286 amino acids)
Cellular component (GO): nucleus
Source: RefSeq, a predicted model, not a curated record